AUGUCGACUAACAAUAACGUUGAAGCAAGCAGCAACAACAAUAUUAAUGCGGCAGCUCAUCAUCCUCAAUCGGAAAACACUACUAAUAUGACCAACAAUAAUAAUGCAGCAUUGGACGAAGAGUUUCAAACCACUUGCAUUUCCGUUCUGAUUGGCAGCUUGGCAUCCGGAAGUCAAGCCAAACAGCACACUUCCAAUAACACGGUUCCCUUGGUCGUUUGGACGACCCAACAACGAUGUGCGCGUAGCAACAAGGACGAUCCUCACAAGUAUACUUUGGAAUAUUUUGAGUUCUUGGACGAUGCUCGUCGUUUCACACAUUUGGACCAAUUGUUGCUCAAGCUGAAUGCUGUGUCUAACAUGGACGACGACGACGAGGAGGAAAUUACUACUGGUAAAAAUAAAAAACCGGCAUUGGAACAAGUUCAUCUUGCCAGUGUGGAUGGUUUCUCGACUGCUGCAGACGAUCCAGAUGAUGAUACAAUAACGCCAAUGAAAUCCAAAAAAGGAGGAUCCAGCAACAGCAAGUACCGUCAUCGAUUGGACCGAAUUGGUUCGGCCUUGACAAGUUUUCUAGACGAACGUUUGGAGAAACAAGCCACUUGUAAGUUGCAUGAGCAACUCCCAUCCAUUGUCAAGGAUCAUUCCAAAAUGGAAUCCACCUUGCAAUCCAUCCUCUUGGAAGAUUCGUGGCUAGGACUCAAGGGUAACACCCAACUUCAAAAGGGUUCUUUACUCCAACAGGGCCUUGCCUUGCACUUGUCCACGACUUUGAGUCAUGACAACGAUCCUUCUUCCUCGUCCUCGUCCUCCUCCUCCUUUCAAUUGAUCAAGGGCAUUUUGAAUUCUCAUCUCGUCAUGGACCAGACGGCGGCCGAAGCCAUUCAUUUGUUGCCGCCCCCCAAUGCCGGGGUGGCCUCGCAUGUGGGUGGCCACUUUUCCAACAACAGUAUCUAUGGACUACUCGCCAAGCCAUUACUCACAAGCAUGGGCAAGCACAAGUUGCAAAUUUGGCUCAAACAGCCAUUGAUUGAUUUGAAUAAAAUUCAGGCCCGCCAGGAUGCCGUUUCGUCUCUGUUGGGUUUGGGCAAGGAUUCGAUUCGGGAUGCUUUGCGGGGCAUGAGCGGAAUUGACAUGGUGCACUUGUCGACCGUCUUGGCCAAUUAUGGUGCCGAGGGACAAAACGCACUCACCACCCAAGCCUCGCUCAAGGCCAUGUACCAAUUGUGGUUGUUGGCCCGACAGCAAUUGCCCAAUUUGCUCGAAGCCACGGAAGGCUUGCAAGAGGAUUUUCAAUCGUCAAGUCUACUCCAAGAGUUACACAUUCAGUUGCAACAGCUGGCCGGAGAACUUUCGCGGGCGUCGGGUUUGGUCGAAGCCGUCUUGGAUUUGGAUGCCGCCCCACGAGAUUUCCUUGUACAAUCCCAAUUUUCCGAAGAAUUGUCUAGUUUGAAUCAAGAAAUUGAAGCCGUUCAUCAACAUGUGGAUGAUGAAUUGGAUGCCAUGCAACAAUUGUGGGCAGAUUCCUCCAACCAAACCACCAAAGUCCGCUUGGAAAAAUGUACCUUUGACAAUGUCGUCAGUUGGCAAUUUCGAUUGCCCAAUACCAACGACUUGAAACUUUUAGAGUGUUUGGGAUCCGGCCUCGAGACCCAUCGAUUACUCAAAAAUGGUGUCUACUUUUCCACCAAACCACUGAGAGCGCUGUCGGCCCAAUACCAAGAACUCAUGGAAUCCUAUUCCCAACAAUCCCAACAAAUUGUCCAAAAUGCCAUGGAAGUGGCCACGUCCUAUCAAACCGUCGUGGAACGGGCGGCCCAAGUAGUGGCCACCUUGGAUGUCCUCUGUGGUUUGGCGCAUACGGCUGCCUAUUCGGUCCAUGGAUAUUGCAAGCCUACCUUGACGGAUUCGGACGACCCUGGAUUUGGGAUUGAGCUAAAGGCCGCUCGACACCCCUGUGUGGAACUCCAGGAAGACGUCGAGUUCAUUCCGAACGACGUGACAUUAACAUUUGGAGACUCGAACUUUUGCAUCGUGACGGGGCCCAACAUGGGCGGCAAAUCGACGUACAUUCGAAGUUUGGGAGCCAUUGUGUGCAUGGCGCAAAUUGGAUCCUAUGUGCCAUGCGAUGCAGCCACCAUCAAUUUGUGUCAUUCCAUUCUGGCGCGGGUGGGAGCGGGGGAUUUACAAGAACGAGGCAUUAGUACCUUCAUGGCGGAAAUGCUCGAGGCAGGGAGUAUUCUACGAACCGCCACCAAGCGGAGUUUGAUCAUUAUUGAUGAAUUGGGACGGGGAACGAGUACUUUUGAUGGAUAUGGAUUGGCCAGGGCCAUUUCGGAGCAUGUGUUGCAGAAUAUUGGAUGCAUGGUAGUCUUUGCUACGCACUUUCACGAAUUGACGGCCAUGGAAGGGAUUCAGAAUUGUCAUGUUACGGCCCAAAAGGGACAACAGGGAUUGACCUUUUUGUAUCAAGUCCAGCCGGGUCCCUGUUUGGAGUCGUUUGGGAUCCAAGUUGCCGAAAUGGCAAAUGUUCCAGCUUGUGUCAUUGAAGAUGCCAAGCGCAAGGCAGAAGAAUUGGAACAAUUUGAUACCUCCAAGUCAAAAAAGCAAAAGUCAGCAGAAACGAAAGACGAUAAUAUUCGAUUCUGCCAAACGUUUUGUUCCAUGGAUCUCCCAUCUAUUUUGAAUGAUAACAGGUUCAGUUCCCAAGCGAAGCAAGGAAAGCUACUGGAACUUUUGGCCUAA
Cylindrotheca closterium is the source of this 2745-nucleotide messenger RNA. NCBI's taxonomy places the organism in Eukaryota, Bacillariophyta, Bacillariophyceae, Bacillariales, Bacillariaceae. The record is from the annotation of a GenBank genome assembly.